This is a messenger RNA of Papaver somniferum (opium poppy), 3249 nucleotides long. RefSeq lists its product as uncharacterized. NCBI's taxonomy places the organism in Eukaryota, Viridiplantae, Streptophyta, Magnoliopsida, Ranunculales, Papaveraceae. The transcript has 20 exons. The record is from RefSeq and is a predicted model, not a curated record. Bases 58 to 2844 code for a protein of 928 amino acids.
CCAAGUACCGAGAGAAAAAACUAGGGUUUUACAGAGAAGAUUUUUGUACAGUUAACUAUGGCGAUUCAUGAUGCAGUAGUUGUUGAAGCAUCAAAAGAAAUGGAAUUAGUUGAUCCUCCAUUAAUUCUAUCAUCAUCUCCAGUUCUUAAACGAGGAUUAAAGCAUUUUGAAAAAAAUUUAAAUGAAAUUUAUAAGGGUUUCGAUGGACCGAUUAGGAAGAUUGAGAAGAAAAGUGGUGGCACGGAUGUGGAAGAAGAUGAGAGUGGUGAUUCUGACAUGGAUAUGGAAGAUGAUGAAGAGAUUGGUGGUAGUUCAAAUGAGGAUGAUGACGACGAGGAGGAGGACGGUGAAGAUCACGAUGAGCUUAUAGAGUUCAGGGUUGAUGACAAUAACGUCGAUGAUGAGAUGGGAACUGCCAGGACUUGUGCUGGCGUGGAAGCUGCUUCAUCCGAGGGCUUGCCAGCCCGCCUUCCUACAUUUCACACAAGUACUCUAGGACGAUGGUGUGCUGUGAUUUCAUAUGAUGCAUGUGUUCGGCUUUGCCUUCGUUCCCUGGCCAGGGGUUGCUCAGAAGCACCUGUCUUCUUAGACAAUGAAUGUAGACUCUUGCAUAGAGCAUUCGGCUUGCAACGUGUGCUGUUACAACCAGAAGGAGAAUUGUUGGCUAUAAGGUCAUCCAUUCCUAUUAUUAAGGGAUCAUCCCCUAAAACUAAGAAACCUAUUGGCAGGGUUGAUGUGCAAGUUCGUAAAGUGAAAAUGGAUUUGGAUUCACCAAAGGGAUGCAGUUUUUCAUCCCUUCAUCCUUCAAAGAUAAAAAUGGAAGUGCUUCGAUGUUGCUUGUCCAAUCUACGGUCGACAUCUUCUGGAGUAAGACAAGAGACAUACACAUGCAUUUUAAGAUCAAAAAGUUCAAAUGAUGACAAGCCAGUUUGUAUGCAACCGGGUUCAGGCGAAACACAUUUAUUUUUUUCAGAUAGUGUAGGAGAUGAUCUUUUUCUUGAAGUCCAGGAUUCUACAGGAAAAUACUGUGGUUGUGUUGUCGCUCAGAUAGAUACUUUUAUCGAGGAGCCGGGUGGCAAGGUACGUUGGUUGCCUAUUUACCGUGAACCAGAGCACGAGCUUGUUGGCAGAAUGCAACUGUUCAUAAAGUAUAAUAGCAGUAUAGAUGACAGUGGUGACUGUGAGUGUGGCUCAGUUGCGGAAACCGUAGCCUAUGACUUCGUUUUAGAAGUUGCUAUGAAAGCUCAGCAUUUUCAGCAGAGAAAUCUGGUCUUACGUGGGGAGUGGAAGUGGUUACUUACUGAAUUUGCAUCUUAUUAUGGGAUUUCAGAUGCAUAUGCUAGACUAAGAUACCUUUCUUAUGUUAUGGAUGUGGCUACGCCUACGGCUGAUUGCCUCGUCUUAGUGUAUGAUCUGUUAUAUCCCCUAAAAAUGAAGGGCAGUGCAAGAAGCACUUUAAGCUAUCAGGAGAAUCGCAUCUUAGGAGAAAUUGAGGGUCAACUUGAACAGAUUCUUUCUCUUGCUUUUGAGAAUUACAAGGCAUUAGAUGAGUCGUCAUUAUCAGGAGUUAUGGACGAUUUUCGGCCUGCUAAUGGAUCUCCAGCUCCCGCUUUAGCACCAGCUGUCAAGCUUUACAAUCUUCUUCAUGAUAUCGAAUCUCCUGAUGCACAGUUCAAACUAUGCAGAUAUUUCCAGGUUGCUGCUAAAAAGAGAUCAAGAAGGCACUUGGCUGAGACGGACGAGUUCGUAACCAGCAAUGGUGAAGGAACAUUGAUGGAUGUUGUUACUCUUUCUUCUUCCUACCAGAAGAUGAAAUCUCUGUGUUCAAACUUUAGAAAUGAAAUUUUUACUGAUAUAGAAAUCCACAAUCAGCAUCUCCUUCCUAGCUGUAUAGACCUUCCCGAUAUUUCUUCAUCCAUAUACAGUAUGGAGCUUUGCACUAGAUUGCGUGCAUUCCUUGUUGCAUGUCGCCCUGAAAGUCCCUCAUCUCCUGUAUCAGAACUUGUUAUUGCAACUGCUGAGUUUCAGAAGGAUCUCAUUAGCUGGAAUAUUAGUCAUGGCAAAGGAGGUGUCAAUGCAAAAGAAUUGUUCCACCCAUACAUCAUCUCGUGGAUCCAACAUAAAAGUCUGUCCCUGCUUGAUGCCUGCAAAUUGGGGGUCAGAACACAGCAUUUGACAGUUCCGUUUGUGGAUUAUAUGUAUGACCGGCUCAAGGAGACGUUAAGUGAAUACGAAUUCAUCCUUUGUCGCUGGCCAGAGUACACUUCUGUGUUAGAAACUGCCAUUGCGGAUGUUGAAGAAGCCCUGGUAGUAGCUUUUGAAAAGCAGUAUGAAGAUGUUUUAUCACCUUUUAAAGAGACCUUGGCGCAUAAGUUCGGCCUCAAACAUGUUGAGAAGCUUGCUCACCGAUCUGCAUGCAUCUACGAAGUCCCUGAAGAGUUGGGAGUUUUUAUGAAUUCAAUAAAGAGAAUGAUAGAUAUGCUGCUUCCCGAAAUUGAAACCCGGCUGCAGUCAUGGAGUUCUUGUAUUCCUAGUGGGUGUAGUACAGUUCCGGGGGAGCUUCUAAGGGAAAUUAUGGUAAUGCUAAGAUCCAAGCUCAGGAGCUACCUGCAGGCCAUUGUUGAGAAGCUCGUAGAGAAUACAAAAGUGCAGAAUUUGACAAGGCUAAAGAAGAUCCUCCAGGAAUUGAAAGAAACAGUGAUGGAAUCAGAUGUUCGCAGUAGACUUCAGCCCUUGAAGGACCAUCUCACUAAGACCAUAGUUCAUCUUCAUAGUAUCUUUGACGCUCGUCUAUUUUUAGACAUGUGCCAAAGAUAUUGGGACCGGAUGGGACAAGAUAUCUGAAGUUUCCUGAACAACAAUAAAGAGAACAGAGCCUGCUAUAAAGGCGCACGAAUUGUAGUUUCGAUACUGGAUGACACCUUUGCAUCUCAGAUGCAACUGUUGCUUGGAAAUGCUCUGCAAGAGAAAGACUUGGCACCUCCCAGAUCAAUCAUGCAAGUGCAUUCUGUUCUAUGCAAGGAUGCAGUGAAUCACACGGGCAAUAAUCACUACGCUGGUUCUGACAUGCGUUUGUAUUAGCACAAGCUGUAUAGAUUUUGGAUAAGAAAAUAGAGUUUAGUCCAGUUGACUAGUUUGCCUCCUCUGGUAUGUACUAUAUUUUGUUCCAAGAUGAUCUUCUUUAUAUACACCAAGUAAGAGAAACUUUUUAUUUCUUUGUUUUGAUACAAACUGCAAGGUUAUUUGGGC